Molecule: messenger RNA, 536 nt
Organism: Carlito syrichta (Philippine tarsier)
Lineage: Eukaryota; Metazoa; Chordata; Mammalia; Primates; Tarsiidae
Product: group 10 secretory phospholipase A2-like
Exons: 4
Coding region: 1-492 (163 amino acids)
Biological process (GO): lipid catabolic process; phospholipid metabolic process; arachidonate secretion
Molecular function (GO): calcium ion binding; phospholipid binding
Source: RefSeq, a predicted model, not a curated record
AUGGGGCUGCUACCUCCGGGCCCGCCAGUCAUGCUGCUGUUGCCGCCGACUCUGCUGUUGCUACUGGGCCCUGAACCCAGCCCCAGUGCGGCCUUCAAGCAAUCACAUGUGUACCGGCGUGGGAUCCUGGAAUUGGCAGGGACUGUGAAUUGUGUUGGCACCCGAUCCCCCAUUGCCUACAUGAGCUAUGGCUGCUACUGUGGCCUGGGUGGCCACGGCCAGCCCCUUGAUGCCAUUGACCAGUGCUGCCAACAGCACGACUGCUGUUACAGUCGCACAGAGGACGCUGGCUGCAUGCCCAAGCUGCAACGUUAUUCCUGGCAGUGUGUCAACCAGAGUGUUGUGUGCGGGCCAGCACAGAGCAAAUGCCAAGAGCUCUUGUGCAAGUGUGACCAGGAGAUUGCUAGCUGCUUAGCCCGAACCACAUACAACUUCAAGUAUCUCUUCUACCCCAAGCAUCUAUGUGAGCAGGACUCGCCCAAGUGUGACUGACUAGCUUGACUUCAAAUGUCCUUUUGCACAAGGAAAUAAAGCUU